Molecule: messenger RNA, 2223 nt
Organism: Girardinichthys multiradiatus
Lineage: Eukaryota; Metazoa; Chordata; Actinopteri; Cyprinodontiformes; Goodeidae
Exons: 29
Coding region: 28-1713 (561 amino acids)
Source: RefSeq, a predicted model, not a curated record
AGCUUCAGGAGAAAAACUGACAGCAGCAUGCUGCCACCAAACCUACUGAUUGUGUCGAUAGUCAUCCUUCUGGCAACUACGGCAUCUACGGCACCUGUGGAGGAGAAGGAGGUGGAGGAGGUGGAAACGGAGGCCACAGAGAUGUUGGAGGGGGAGGUGUCUGAGGAGGAGGAGGAUGAUGAUGAUGACUCCAAGAGUCAGGAUAAUAUUGAUGGAGCUCAGCAGACCACCGUGUCAGCAGCGUUAGCCGGAGGUUCAGCUUCCAGUGGCCAGUCCCUAGAGAUGAGACCACAUGUUGGAGCAGCUGGAAGCUCUACAGGUCACGGAGGUGAUCUCUCCUCUAUCAACUUUGCAGCAGGUGGACAUCCAGGCAGCUCCUCAGGUUCUGCAGUUUCUCCAGGUUCUGAAGGUUCCAUGGGUUCUGCAGCCUCUGUAGGUUCUGCAGGAUCUGGAGGUUUUGUAGGCUCAGCAGGAUCUGCAGGUUCUUCAGGGUCUGUAGAUUCCAUGGGGUUUGCAGGUUCUGUAGGUUCUGCAGGCUCUGUAGGUUCUGGAGGGUCUGCGAGUUCUGUAGACUCUGCAGGUUUUGUACAUUCUGGAGGAUCUCCAGGUUCUGUAGCAGUUGAAAUCUCUGGUGUUUCUGCAGGUCAAACUCACUCAGCAGGAGCUGAACACCUACCAAGUUCAUCUAAAACGGACAUAAACGGUCCUGAUGGAGUAGACUCGGAGACCAAUGGUAAUGGACAGAAGCUGCUGAACGGUGGAGGAGGUGGGGCCGGAGUCGACAGUCAGACCGGAAUCAUCGAUCCAUCCAGUCAUGACUACCUUAUGGGUGGUGGUUUGGUGGAUCCUUUCAGUACAGAUGGUCAUGUUAACAUUCAAGCUCACUUGACCCCACCAACUCACCAUGACUUCUCAGUGAUUGGUACCGGUGUGACAGUACCUCCACCUGGUGGACAGAGCAUCCUGGGCUCACCUGCAGCAGGAAGCAUUAACCAAUCAGGAGCAGACGGCACCUGGCUGAUUUCUGGAUCUGACCAAUCACUGGCCAGGCCUUACUCAGAUACCUCCCAUUCUGCAGUUUCUUCAACAUAUUUAUUAGACAAUGGCAUUGGAGCUCACCAAGAGCAGACAGAUGGAGCAGAAUCACCUGACAAUAAUGGAAACGGUAGACAAACCGUCCUGACAGACAUGAAUAGAGCAAUGACGGAAAGAAUGGUUUCCCUCAGCGAUGUUCACACUCACAGCCUGCAAAUGCCAACUGACAUCACAGGUGGAACAGAAUCUGCAACUGGUCUUCAUGGUGGCCUCACAAAUGCAGAGCUGUCUCCCAUCACUCUGAGCAUAGAGUCUGCAGCCGCCAUCACCAACACGCUGAGCCCAGUUUCAGGAGUUUAUUCCAACACAGAUCAGGUUACUGCGACAGCUGACUCCACAGGUACAGACACAGUUACAGCACAUCCAACAGGGACUCCACUUAACUCCAGUCAUCCAGCAGAGAAAAAUCACACGCAAAUGGCUGGUUGGGCUUGUCCUCUGCAGGUUCAGUCACUGAACAGUACAACCCAUCUGGUCAGGGUCCUGAAGGUGCUGAAAAUGUGGAACUGGAGGAUACCUGCUGACUUCCACAUUAAGCCCCGCGUCCGAUUCAUUCGUUUUCAAAUUCAGUGUACCGACCAAUCAGCAUGGACCAGGAAUUCUGACUCCACCCUCUAGCUGUAGACCCCACCUCCUACCUAAUGAGAAAUGUUCCCUUUUGUUGUUUAAAUAUUUAAAAAAAAAAAUGUUUAUGGACGUUUGUUUUGUUUUAGACCUUCUUUUGGGUCGGCUCCUUUAUCUACCACUGGUGCAUGAUCCGGCUAGAAGUCAAGACAGAGAAUUAAGGUGUAUUGGAUCGACAAAUGUGUGAAAGUGUAAAAAGGAUCACUUCCCAGGCUGAAAGGCAACAUACUGAUAAUUAACUCAUUUAGGCCUAUCAUGUUGCUUGGCAUCAAAAUACGUCUGGUUUGUACGAAGUUUGUCUUCCCACCUUUGCCAAGUGAAUACAUCUUUUUAGCUCAAGCUGGUGUGCAAAUGAAGACCCACUAAAAGGGAAAUGAAAAAUUAGAAAAUAAUUCAGGUGAAUCUUGACCAUCUGGUUCUGUUUUAAUGGCAUCAUACAGGAUAUGAUUGUAAAUUGUGGUUUUGAACUUCAACAAUAAAAUUUUGUCUAUUUUGAACAUCCAA